GUCCAUCAUCAGCAAGAGUUUACGUUUUAAAAUACAUUGUUCCUCUACUACAUACCAUAAUAACAUCUUCUAUAUACUAGAAUGGCUGGAAUCAGUAUGGCACCUGCUCUUGUUAAAAAUGCUACAAACUGUGAAAAAGAGAUUGUUCGUCCAGUCGCAAAAUUCUCUCCCAGCUUAUGGGGUGAACAAUUUAUCGAAUUUUCUUUUGAUACCGAGUUAGCAGAAAAAUAUGCCAAGGAGAUUGAAGGGUUAAAGAAUGAAGUAAGAAGCAUGCUGACAGUUCAAGGAAAAUACAUGGUGGAGACUAUGAAUUUGAUUGAUACAUUGGAGCGCUUGGGUGUAUCAUAUCAGUUUGAAGAAGAGAUUGGCGAACUACUAGAGCGCUUCUUUAAUCUUAACUCAAAUUAUGCAGAUGAAGCGUAUGACUUAUACAUUGUCGCACUUCAUUUUCGUUUAUUCAGGCAACAUGGCUACCGCAUAUCUUGUGACAUCUUUAAGAAAUUCAUAGACGAGAAUGGAAAAUUCAAAGAAAAUAUUAAGAGUGAUACGAGAGGCUUGCUGAGCUUAUAUGAAGCAGCAUACUUAAGAGUGCAUGGAGAAGAUAUACUAGAAGAUGCCAUUGCUUUCACAACAAACAACCUGAAAUCCAUGGCGCCACAUCUAAGUUCUACCAUUUCAAAACAGGUAGCUCAUGCCCUAGUGCAAUCCAUCCAUUUCGGGAACCCAAGAAUUGAGGCACACAAUUUUAUCUCUAUCUACGAAGAAGAUGAGUUCAAGGAAGAAUUACUGCUGAGGUUUGCCAAACUAGACUAUAAUUCACUGCAAAUGUUGCACAAACAAGAUCUAUAUGAAGUCUCAAGGUGGUGGAAGGAGUUGGACCUUGUUUCUAAGCUUCCAUAUGCUAGAGACCGAGUGGUCGAAUCCUUUUUUUGGGCCGUGGGAGUUUAUCAUGAACCUCAAUAUUCAACUGCUCGAAUCAUGCUCACCAAAACCAUUGCAAUGACAUCAAUAAUAGACGAUACAUAUGACGCUUAUGGUACUGUCGAAGAACUAGAAGUUUUUACAGAGGCCAUUCAAAGGUGGGAUAUUAGCGAAAUUGAACGGUUGCCAGAGUACAUCAAACCAUUCUAUAGUGCUCUUUUGAAUCUUUACGAGGAAUUUGAUGAAGAACUUUCAAAGGAAGGAAGAUCUUACGCAAUCCAUUAUGCAAAAGAAGCAUUGAAAGAACUUGUGAGGGCUUACUAUGUGGAAGCCAAGUGGUUCAUUGAAGGACACUUGCCACCAUUUUCUGAGUACAUGAGCAAUGCCUUAAUUACAUGCACUUAUUGUUAUCACACAUUUACAUCCUUAUUGGGGAUCAAGUCUGUCACCAAGGAAGACUUUGAAUGGCUAAGCAAUAAACCUAAAAUUCUUAUGACCAGCCUCAUAAUAUGUCGAUUCAUUGAUGACAUCGCUACCUAUGAGGUUGAGAAGGAAAGGGGCCAAAUUGCUACCGGAAUCGAUUCAUACAUGACUGAGAAUGGUGUGACUAAAGAAGUUGCCGUGGAUAAAUUUUUGAAAAUGACCACAAAUGCAUGGAAGGAUAUUAAUGAAGAGUGCCUCCGACCAACUUCCUCUUCUCGAGAAAUUUUAAUGCGAAUUCUCAACCUUGAACGUAAUAUAGACGUAACUUAUAAAGGCAACGAAGAUGGAUACACACAACCAGAAAAAGUUCUGAAACCUCAUAUUAUUGCUAUGUUUAUUGAUCUCUUCGAGGUCUAAAUAUUGUUUGCGAACAAGCUGGGGACAAAUUGAUAUAUUCAAAUAUUAAGUAGUUCUUAUAUUUAUAUCAAUGUCAUAAAAUAAAACUUUGAGACUGUUUAAUGUUUGCAAUCAAUUUGGUGAA
This is a messenger RNA of Olea europaea var. sylvestris, 1885 nucleotides long. Its product is annotated as vetispiradiene synthase 2-like. Lineage: Eukaryota; Viridiplantae; Streptophyta; Magnoliopsida; Lamiales; Oleaceae. The record is from RefSeq and is a predicted model, not a curated record. The coding region runs from base 82 to 1761 and encodes 559 amino acids. Gene Ontology annotation, molecular function: magnesium ion binding; terpene synthase activity. The transcript is spliced from 6 exons. Gene Ontology annotation, biological process: diterpenoid biosynthetic process.